GUAAAAAUGAGUUGGAAAAGGGCAAAAUGGUGUGGGCGGCGCGUAUGAAGUUGGCGCGAAUUCUAAGGCUGCGUCCUGUGCAAGACGAAGAACAUGCGAAUUUCUAGGAUGGUUCCGGGGCAAGAAAAUUUUAGCGCGGCGCCUUGAAGAUGUAGGAUAUUCCGUCUUCCAAUCCCUCUUAUUCGUUUUGGUAUCUUCAUAGGUUGAGUUAUCGUCCCAUUCCUGAAGACUAAAAGCAACCAGACCCAGUUCAGAUUUUCUUUCUUUUUUUAGAAAGGAUUAUCAUGGCAGCCGGUAUAGCUGUUGGAAGUGGGCAACUGCAGUACCGGGUUAACUUCUGCAAGAGGCAAGGUAGCAGACAAACUGCUUGGAUCGCCGGUGUGACAUUAAAUGGAUCCAGACGGACAGAGGUCUCCUGGCCAUGCAGGGUAUCUAGGCCUUCUAAGAUGAGGAGGCGUAAUUUCUUUCAGUCUCAUAUAAGUGAAAAUUGGAAGGCCCAUAGGACAGUCACUGUAUCAUCUAGUUUGAAAAAUGGUUCCACAAAGUAUUUUGAUUUUGCUGUCAUUGGCAGUGGAGUUGCUGGUCUACGUUAUGCUCUUGAAGUUGCAAAACAUGGAACCGUUGCAGUAAUUACUAAGGCUGAGCCUCAUGAGAGCAAUACAAACUAUGCUCAAGGUGGAGUCAGUGCUGUACUGUGCCCUUCAGAUUCUGUGGAGAGUCAUAUGCAGGAUACUAUUGUAGCAGGGGCCUAUCUAUGUGAUGAGGAAACUGUUAGAGUUGUCUGUACAGAAGGACCUGACAGAAUCAGAGAAUUGAUAGCCAUGGGUGCAUCCUUUGAUCAUGGUGAGGAUGGGAACUUGCACCUAGCAAGGGAAGGGGGGCAUUCUCAUCACAGAAUUGUUCAUGCUGCUGAUAUGACUGGAAAAGAGAUUGAGCGGGCUCUUUUGGAGGCAGUUGUCAAUGAUCCUAAUAUUGUUGUGUUCAAGCACCACUUCGCUAUUGAUUUGCUUACCUUCCAGGAUGGUUCUGACACUGUUUGUCGUGGUGUUGACACUUUAAAUAUUAAAACACAAGAGGUGGUGCGAUUCAUUUCAAAGGUAACUUUACUAGCAUCUGGUGGUGCAGGGCAUAUCUAUCCGUCAACCACAAAUCCUCUGGUGGCCACUGGAGAUGGAAUGGCUAUGGCCCAUCGAGCUCAAGCUGUGAUCUGUAACAUGGAAUUUGUUCAAUUCCAUCCAACUGCCUUGGCUGACGAAGGCCUUCCUCUUAAACCAAGGAAGACUCGAGAAAAUGCAUUUCUCAUAACUGAAGCUGUAAGGGGUGAUGGAGGCAUCCUCUACAAUUUAGGAAUGGAAAGAUUUAUGCCUUUGUAUGAUGAGAGAGCUGAACUUGCUCCAAGAGAUGUGGUGGCUAGAAGUAUUGAUGAUCAGCUAAAGAAGCGUAAUGAGAAGUAUGUGCUACUUGAUAUAAGUCACAAGCCAAGAGAAAAGAUUCUCUCCCACUUCCCUAACAUAGCUUCUGAGUGUCUCCAGUAUGGCAUAGACAUAACCCAGCAACCAAUUCCUGUUGUUCCUGCUGCACAUUACAUGUGUGGGGGAGUACGUGCUGGACUCCAGGGGGAGACAAAUGUCCGUGGCCUGUAUGUGGCAGGUGAGGUUGCAUGCACAGGUUUGCAUGGUGCAAACAGACUUGCUAGUAACUCAUUGCUUGAGGCCUUAGUUUUUGCACGAAGAGCCGUCCAGCCCUCAAUUGAUCACAUGAAAAAUUCUAUACUUCAUCUUACUGCUUCUGACUUGUGGACCCGACCUGUUGUUCCCCUAUCACUUAGGAGUGAUGUAAUGCACAAAAUAUUUAGUACAACUAAAGAAGUGAGAAAAGAACUACAAUCAAUCAUGUGGAAGUAUGUGGGAAUUGUUCGGUCAACAACAAGGCUAGAAGCUGCAGAACAAAAAAUUAGCGAGUUGGAGGCCAAAUGGGAGACAUACUUAUUUGAGCAUGGUUGGGAACAGACAAUGGUGGCUCUUGAGGCCUGUGAGAUGAGGAACCUCUUUUGUUGUGCAAAACUGGUUUUGAGCAGCGCUCUUUCUAGACAAGAAAGUCGUGGGCUGCACUAUACCAUUGAUUUUCCUCAUCUGGAAGAGAGUAAGAGGUUACCAACAGUCAUCUUUCCUUGCUCCCUAACGAACAGGACAUGGAGUUCCCGUCAAUUACACCAGCAACCCAUUUGUUAGUGCGGAGUCUGGUCUUUGGUUAAGCUGCUAAAACCUAUAUUUAUAGGCAUAGAUAAUAAUUUAUUUGAUCACUUCAUUGAAAAACGUAUGGCAGGCAAUGAAAUCUGUCAUACAUCAGACUUGGGGCAGCCUUUGCGGAAAUAUGAGGCUGCCCUCUUUUUCUUGUAUCUCCACUUAAUUUUAGUAAAAAAGAUAAAGGGCGUUCUAAUGGUAGUUCAACCCUUUUUGUGAUGUUUUACCGUAUCCCGUGCUUGCUUCUGUGUUGUUCUUAGGUCAUUGUUUCUUAAGUAUUCUGCAGCUAUCUACUUUAAUUGCUUUUAAAGAAGGGAAGGAAAUGGAUGCUAAUGAAGCCCUUUCAAGUUU
Messenger RNA from Rubroshorea leprosula, 2594 nucleotides. The record is from the annotation of a GenBank genome assembly. Lineage: Eukaryota; Viridiplantae; Streptophyta; Magnoliopsida; Malvales; Dipterocarpaceae.